AUGCAAAUCUACUAAAGUUAACUCAAUCAUAUAUAUAGAGAAAAUGAAAAGUAUUAAAAGAAAAGAAUUUCUACUUAGGCAAAAGCAGAUAAAUCUAUAGAUAGCUUCAAUUAACAACUAAGUAAAGAGAGAAGCAUAAGUCUGUUUGAUAAUUCUGAUGCAAAAAACUAAAUUGAUAUUUAAGAAGAAGCUCAAAGAUAAAUCUUUAGCAUAAUAAAACACAAAGAGCCUGUGAUUGCAAAGAAAUACUUAACCAACCCUUCUUACUCUCCGUUAUCAAAAAAACAAGUAAACAAUUCAGUGAUAUUUCCACAGUACUCUGCUUAGCAUUAGAUAAAAAAAUCUCCUUAAAAAUAAAAAUCUAACUCUUUUUUAUUGCCUAGCAUUUCUCCUGAAAAAAAAGGGAAAAAACAAAUAAUUGGAAAAUUAGAGGAGUAUCUUUAAAAAUUUCAUACUAAUCUUUUAGAAAUUCUUCAUAAAGAAAACUCAUCUUUUUCAGAUAUAUCAUACUUGGGACAUGAAAAAAGCUAAUUUUACAUUUAGAAAAAGUUUUAUAGCGAUAGACUACACUAUAACAUACUCUCCAAAAAUUACAUUAGAAACUAAGAUGGCUCUUAAUAAAUAUACAAUGAAGAGAAAGUUAGACAUAAGGGAUUAGAGGGAAAAAUUAGCUCAAUAGUAGAUUUACUCGCUUAUGAUGAUGUUGGGAUGAGACUUUUUUAUGAAUCAGGAGUAGCUAGUUUAAAGCAAAUGCAUGAUAAGUAUAGAAAGAUAAAUAUUUCUUUCAGUGAAAAUGAUUUAUUAUGCUUAAUGAGGUAAAUGAUAUGCAAUACUAUUGAGUUUAUUUAAAAUAAAUGGUUUUAUAAUAAUUAUUAAGACUUGAAUGGUUUUGUUUUUGUUAAAUAAAGUGGGUAUCAAGAAUACUAAAUCAAAUAUGCAAAUCUUGUUAACACUUCAAACAACUAAAACGAUUAUCAUUUUGAAAAUAUAGUUUUCAGUAAUACUAAUACAAACUUUUCUUAGCACCCUUCCACAAUAUCAAUAACAAAUAGAAGCGAUUCUGAUUAAAAAGAUGAAGUAAUUGAAUCCUAAUUAAACUCAAUUUAUUCUUAAAAUGAAAUUCCAAAAAAAGAACUCAAACUAAGUCCAUAAUAAAUCAACUUGCAUAGUGACAGCAACUUAAACUCUCCUGAUAAGAAUAGCAAUUCUAAUAGAUAACAUCAAGUUAACAAACAAUAAUACACAUAAACAUUAAGCUAAAGCUCAAGCAGUAAAUUAAACAAAUCAAGUAAAAGAAAAGUAGUUGAAGGACUUCAAAGUAGCAUUUUAAGCCCGAAUUAGAAAGAGCAAAAUGAAACAUGGUAAAAAAUAUAAAUAUAUGAAGUGAUGCAAAUAUGUUCGUUAAUAUACAAUAUAUUCUUAGAAUAGAAUUUUGCAAAUAUAGAUAUCCGGAUCAAGGAGGAAAAUGAAAUAGAUUUCUUGAGCGACUACCCUAAAUUACAGGAUUAUUUGCUUUCUUUUAUAAAAAAUUCUUAAAAUUAAGAUGCUUUUUAGUAGAAUAUCAACAAGCUAAGAAGAGAUAAAUCUAUACCAUAGUUUAUUUAGAUAGAAGAUACUAUUUUUGAAUAAAUAAAAUAAGAAUAAAUUUAAAUGCUCAAUUUGAAUUAUUAGCAGCAAAAGCUAAAUAAACAAUAGUAUAUUCUCUAAAAAAAUAAAAAUAAAGAGGACUCAUAAAUUUCAGUCAGCAGAGAAGAAAUCAAAAGCAUAGCUAUGAUAGCGGUUUAGACUAUUAAUAAAUAAUUAUAAAAUGAACUUUAGAUUUUAUAAUGUAGCGAAAUAAGUCCAAAAAUGUUACCUGAAAACUAAGAAUACUAUGAUAAAUUUAUAAAUAGCACUAUAAUUUAGCACUAUGAUAAAUCAAGUUUAUUAAUAGUUGCCUAAAUAGCAGACUAGCUCUUAGCUAGAAUUAACGAAUAGAAUAAUCCAUUUUACUAUGCAGAAUAAAUAUAUUGCAAGGCACUUGCUUAAUUUAAAUCAAAUUCAGAUUCUACGAACAAUAUUUAGUUACUGAAAUUCUGUAACCAAAUUAUUCAAAAAAUAUAAGGAAAUGAACUGAAUGAACUAUGUGGAAAAUCAUACUUGCUUAUGAGCUAAAUAACUUUAAAACUUAGUAAUAAUAGAUCUAAAGCUCUGGAAUAUGCUUAAUUAUCUUAUGAAAUAAGGAAAUAAGUACAUGGAUCAUAGAGCAGGACAAUAGAAUUCGUUGAUUCUUUGAAGUAGAUAUCUUUUAUUUAUCAAAUGAAAGGACAAUAUGAGGAAGCUUUUAAAUAUUUAGAAAAAGCUUAUAUUAUUUUACAAGAAAUAUAGCAUGAGUUGGAUAAAUCUAUUGUUCAAGUAUUGACUGAGCUCUCUAUUCUAUCAUAUAACAUUUAGAAUUUUUAAGCAAGUCAGAAAAAAUGCUUAAAAUUAUUAGAAAUUUACAAAAAAAGUGCUCCAAACGUAAUAAACUAUUGUUUUCCUUUUGCCAUGAAUCUUUACUCAUUAGUCAGAUUGAGAACUUUGCAAAACAGUUCUAAUGGAAAAAGCAUAGAUAAUUAAGUCAUGAAAGAUAUAUUUAAGACUAGCUUAAAGGCAUAAAAAUUAAUAGAAAGUAUUAGAGAUGAGCAAAAGUCUUCAAACUUUCAUUCAAUUUAUUAUAAUAUUAAAGUACUGUUUCAAAACUUUCUAAAGUCAAUAGAAAGUGAAGAGUAUCUGAUUAGCUUGUAAAAGACUCCUGAAUAAAAACCGAAAAGUAAUCCUAUAUAUAAAAGAGUAGAACCUUUCUCCCUCCCUACAAACCCUAUAAUACAAUUAGGGGAUAACAAAGCAAGCCAAAAUAGGUAAUAAGGCUAAUAUAAUUACAAAUAAAGAAGCGUCAAUUAUAUAAACGAGAACUAGAGAAAUAUAAUAGAUAUAUCUAACCAUUUUUGA
Messenger RNA from Tetrahymena thermophila SB210, 2970 nucleotides. RefSeq lists its product as hypothetical. The record is from RefSeq and is a predicted model, not a curated record. Gene Ontology annotation, molecular function: protein binding. Lineage: Eukaryota; Ciliophora; Oligohymenophorea; Hymenostomatida; Tetrahymenidae. The transcript has 6 exons.